This is a messenger RNA of Pectinophora gossypiella (pink bollworm), 6828 nucleotides long. RefSeq lists its product as uncharacterized. Gene Ontology annotation, molecular function: protein binding. The record is from RefSeq and is a predicted model, not a curated record. The transcript has 14 exons. NCBI's taxonomy places the organism in Eukaryota, Metazoa, Arthropoda, Insecta, Lepidoptera, Gelechiidae. Bases 75 to 3806 code for a protein of 1243 amino acids.
CACUUUUUCCAUUAAAUAUACGUAAAAAUGUACUUAAACGUGAAAGCAAUCAACAUUUGGUGAGCAACAAUGUGAUGGCCAGUAGAACCGUGCGGCGAGUGAAGCGAGGCAAAGGAAAAGAGACCAUUAACGCCUUGAAGGAACAAUUGCCAGCAAUCGUCGUCACCCCGCCAGACUUCACAGACAUGAAGGUCAAAGCCCCGGGGAAAACAGAGGACAAAAAUGUGAACAAAAACAUCCCACAAGACAAUAACACUACAGAUACCAUCCAACAGAGAAUAGUUUCACAAAACACAAUGACGGACUUCAACGUGAACCAACUCAUUGCCGAGCUCUCGGAGAACUCCAAAGCAUCAAAAGGUGAAAUCGAAAACAUCCAGAGAAGACUCCUGCAACAGGCCAAUGAAAUAUUGAAAGUAAACGCAUUUGCACACUCACAACCUGUACCCGAACCGCGGAUCAUUGAUUGUACACAAAAAUACAGUACCAAUAAACCUGUUUACGGCCGGAUACCAGUUAUAGUGCCGAGACACAUAGCUGUAUCAAAUCAGGCGCCUGGCCAAAUAGAAAUUUCGCGCCAAAACCUGACUAAUCCAAACAUGGCGACGGUGAAGGCCGACGGUCGACCGGACAAUCAACUCGACACACAACUAGUUCCAGAGAAGUUGCAAGAAAACCUGGAUAAUGGUAGAAUGAUAAAUAGCGCCCAGGGAAAUAUGCAAAGGGUCGCAGCGGCGGUAGACGCGGGAAGAGGUGUUUUUUUCUACGAAACGGGUUCUGCAGGCCGCGCGAGCGCCAGUGCGCGCGUCGCUCCCACACGAGGUGGUGUGGACGCAGUCCCGCCGUACAGGAUGCCGCCGGCGCCGGACGCUGCGCUGCCUGGUGCGCCCGCGCCGGUCCCCGCGCUGCACACACACUCCGCCAAGUUCCCUAUAGAGCGCGAAGUGAUCUUAUCAUCAGGUGACAAGAACUCGAAGGUGCCGAUCUUGCAGGACGCCAGAAAGCGAGGCAGACUGGGAGCUGUCGCUCCUGAUACACCCCCCAAAGCUCUGUCAGCUUGGACACACGGGGAGAACCAACAAGCUGGGACAUCCGGCGACAACUUCAGACAAUACCACGAAAACUACGCUUAUGCCAUGCAUCAGCAGAACCCUGGAGCCCGCAAUCUUGGGUACGAUACCCCAAAACCACCGGUACCAGCAAAAAACACAUACCCAAAAACAGACUCACCGAACAACUCACAACAAAUCACAGUCACAGUCGAAACAGGCAAAGACAAUACCAGAGAUGCUCCUAAAAGUGCAAAAUCUGUCAGUAAAACAUAUCACACAUUAAAAGAUAUGAUUUCCAGUAGGUUUAAAAGCAAAGAUAGUAAUGAUACUGAGAAGAAUAAUGAAGAGCCAAAUCUGAAUAACAGUGAAGAGCGAAAGAGAUCUGACUCCGAACAGGUGACUCCAAGAGAAACACCGAGGAAAAUGGAGCAAGGGAUAUAUGGACGCCCAAUGCCACAAAAUAGGCCAGAUAUUCAGAGUAGACCAGAGAUGCAAAGCAGGCCUGAAAUGCAAAGUAGACCCGAAAUUCAAGCCAGACCAGAGGUUCAGGCUAGACCAGAUAUGCAAUAUGGACAUACAAUGGCAACUAAUAUGGCUUAUCCAAGCCCAUCGCCGCACAGACAACUGAUGCAGCAACAGAUGGUGCAACAGCAGAUGCUCCUCAGUCAACAAGCCAGAUCCCAUGAGAUGUUGGCAUCACCGCAUCGUCCUCAGGCUUUAGGAGCUGAUGCGUUGUACCAACAGUAUGGCCCUCCAGGGCGACGUAGCGCCAUGUACCAGAGAGAUGUUGAUGUUAGGUCCAUGGCCAAUUUUACAUCGUUGAAGACGCCGCAAGCUCAGUUUGAGAACUCGCAUUCGAGAGCUGAUCUUCGUAGUCCACAACAGUUGGAACGAGAAAUUGUUAGACAAAGAGGCUUCCAUGAGGGUAGACGAGCGGCAUCACACCCGCAUCUCCUAGACGAACCGCAACAGAGAAUUGAAGUCACAACACCUCAAAUACACGAUCGAUCUAGAAGAAACUCCCAUGGGAAUCUUCUUGAAAGUACGAAUGAAACCCCACAAAGGAGAAAUGCGGAAGAACGUGAAUCUGAUGAUGGCGGCUUCCGAUCACGGCUUGCAGCUCAAGGCAGAUCUAGUUACGAGGAGCGAGUUCGAACGAGUGGUCGAUCAAUAGAGUCUCAGAGAGCUCAAGAAAACAUUUAUAGAAGAACUCCAGACAGCCAUAAAGAAGCUAGAAGAACGCCAGAUUCAAUAGGACAGAGAAACCGUGAGAAAGAAGAAUCAUCUGCGAGUCAAGUAGAGAGAAAUGAUGAAAAUACCAGCCAAAAGUCAGCUGAUAGCGUGUACAAUUCAAGUGGGAAGACAGAAACUUAUAAUCCUCAACCAUCGUCAUCUAGACAGACACCGAAUAGGAUAGAAGACCUUAAGGCCCAUGGAAAGAAAGGCGCUGGAUCUGGGGCUAGCUCAGACUAUGACAAAAAUGGUGGGCAAUCUUCAAAUGUGGAUUCUGGUCGAGGGAGCGUGGCGUAUUCCAGUGGACGAAGACCGGAGACUUUACACGAUACAUCAGCUGAUUCCGAUGCUGUAGGACCUUCAAGGACUCAGCCACAGCCGGGGACAAGUCAACAACCGGCUGGACAAGGACCUGAGAAUGAGUGGGCGGAUCUAGUGGAAUGUGAACUACGUCAGAUCUUGGAACCGAAGUUGGCUGGAAUGAGGCUGGAUUCUUCUGGUAGUUCCGACAGCUCCGUCACUCCACCCCUCCCUCCACUGUCACCGUCUUCCGACAUGCAUAAGAGAAAUAGCCUACCCGGGCGAUCAGCUGAGUACCCUGAAGAACGAAGACGAGGACGGGAAUCACCAAGGUGGCACUCACACAAGAAGCAUUCCUCAAAAAGGGACCACCAUUACAAGAAACAUUUAUUCGGCAUAGACACAACAGACAUGACAUCAACGACCACAAGGAGCCUGGACCUGUCUUCACUCCUGGAUGGCAGAACUGACAGUGACGCGUCAACUGGCGACGCCCGCGCCAUACGAAGACAACUUCGUGGUCUGGAGAACAUGUACGCCGAAGUGUUGCAGCUACUUGGUGUUAGGAAACCUGCCAGUUUGGCUAAGCAACCUACUUGGGAAUCUAGACUAUCCUCGAAGCGCCGUUACGGGAGUAUGUCAUCUCUGCCAUCGAGCUCUGUCAGCAGCCGACCAGUCAGGGACAAGAGACGAGGAUCUGAACACAGGAAAAAGCAUGAUCUUAAGGGCAUCAACAAGCGUUUCCAGCGUCUGGAGUCCCACGUGGUGACCCUCGCUCGGUCCGUGGCACACUUGUCCAGUGAGAUGCGAACGCAACACCUGGUCAUGCAGGAGAUGGAUGCUAUCAGAGCAGAGAUCGCCGCCUUAAGGCAUAUGUACAAGUCCCAGCAGUACAUACGCUCCGGCCACCAGCGACAUCUGGACCCGUAUUCGUUCUCCAACCCCGACCGCGUCAAGAGGCUCACCAAGUUUUUCGGAGACGAGCCACCGCUGAUGAGGCUGUUUCUCAAGAAGCUGGGCUAUGAGAAAUACGCAGCGCUUCUAGAGAAAGAGAAGGUGGGGGCAGCUGAACUUCCAUACGUGGGUGAAGAUAAGCUGAGGGCUUUAGGCGUGCCACUGGGGCCUCGGAUGAGGAUCUUGAAGGAGGCCGGUAUCCAUCAGGAGCUGCAUCACAUGCGUGACGACCCACACACCACCACUACUACACUUGCUAUCGUUUAGAAUUUACAACUGCCAUCUUUUUUUGACGUGACUUAUUAUUAAUCAUGUAGUAGAUCCGCCACACAUGGCUUUCACUACGUGGCUGGAGUUCCACUGACACUGAAAGACGAGAAAUACAAAGACGCCACACCCAAUACAAAAAGAUCAGACUCCAAAUUUACACAAAUUGACAAUUGAAAAAGAAAAACAGUGAUGUUGGUGGGAGCGAUCAUUAUGGUGGCGGUGGACAUCCCGAAAAAAAUGGAUCUCACUCAGCAUAAGCCAUGUAAGCCACUUGAGCUGCGACACUGGCCUCUGACCAUCUGUCUUUGGGCUUUCAUUCAAAAUAGUCUUGUCUUUGUCUCUCGUGUGGCGUUUACUGAGCCACCAAGGACCCCUGACGUGGCUCAUGUAAGGAUUACAUACUUACUUAAGUAAAUAGUAACAAAGGCCGACUGCUUAACGCCCUCCGAAGCGUGGAUCAAUUUACUUUCUGUCAAUUUGAUGAUCAGCUUGCAAUGCCGAACAUUGCAAUUGGGAACAAAGUGAUGCUUAUGAUUAUUUCCGCAGCGGGAAUCAAAACCGGAUCAAAAGACCAAAGCACUAACCGCUAGACCACGCAGCAGAGCAGAGCUGGAAGAUUCAAGAAGAUUUAUCGAUUGAUAACAACGUUAACAACGUUUUGUAAAACAACGUUUAUGUUGAAUGACGUUUUGAUUAUGAAACAUACUUAUUUAAUAUUAUGAUGUUAUAUGUAGUAAAAACUGAAACUAAUUGAUUGUUUCAAGAAAUAAAUGUAACAGAAUGGUCUCUAAUGAAAAUACUCGACAUAUAUCACAUUCCUUUGAUUUAUGGAUUUUAUAAUGGUAGAUAAUUAUAUUUAAAUGAAGACUUAAGACCAAUCCUCAUAGAUACGGUACCGGGAGUGUUUCGGAUUGGGAAUCGAGACUUUUUAUGAAAGUAUGCUGCUGUGCCACUAUGGUUUUGUGAACUGAUUGUCUACAACUCUGGUAUCAGGCCUUAGGCCCCUGACAUGGCUCAUAUGUGUCUAUCAUCAUCAAUAAUUUAUGAACCACGCUCUUUUCGAUGUAGCGUUCUCCAUUCUCCAUUCCAAGAUUCGACGUUUGCCUUCUCAUUAAAUUGUUCCAUGUAAGGUCUUUUUGGUGUUGCCUUUCCUUCCACCUUUCCUCCUGUGAUGUUUUUAAUACAUUCAGUCAUGUCUUAUUAAGCGUUCAAUCAUCUUGCGUCUUCUGUCCUCAUUUUUUUAGUUAGCCUGGAUUGUCCCACAAAGGCCUACUCCCUGCGCUUCCAUUUCUAGCGAUCUCUCUCCAAUCCGUCUGAAACGCGUCCGACCUGGACCUGGUCCCUCCAUCGCUUCCUGGGUCUGCCUCUGCCUCUGCGUCCAGGAGGUGUCUGUCCUCAAUAACUGUCAAUAUUUGUUUUCUUACCCUUACUCUACUACGUCGUCGUCCAAACUGUACCUAUCAGGCGACGGCUACUCCUAACUAUCUAUCCUGGGUCGUUGUUGUGGUGGGGUCUGAUGUGGCUAGCAAAACCGAACUUCGACCAGAAGGUCCGGUCACAUGGCACACAAUAAAGCUGACCUGACGAAUUGAGUGUGUAGUUUUAUGAGGUUUGCCGUCGAGUCUUCCGUAUUUGGCGCUUAGCGUCGAGGUCUUGUAAAUGCUUCUCUUCAAUAAAUCUACGCGCUUGUGAACGGUGCGGCGUCAUUCCGGUCUAAGAGCAGGAUCUUCUCAACUAACAGUUGGUACCACGCAUGACACAAGAUUGCGUUUAAGCACAUCUUUGUGGUUAUAAAGCUGAUAUUGUCCACCAUGUUUUCGCUUCCAGCUAGAAAACUCCGAAUAGAAAAUUGCUUUUAGCAAUCUUCUGUCAUCCAUUCGCACGAUGUGACUGCACCUUAUACUAUGUUCUUACAGUCAUGAGCAAUAUAAUGUACCCACUUUAGGACUCUGUCGCACUAACAUAUUUGACAUUUAGUGAGACUUACAGUUCAAUUUGUCAAAAAAGUUAAUGUGACAUGGUACCAAAGUGUAUAAAUAUUAAUGCUCGUGACCGUAUGAGUGUCAACGGAUGUGUACUAUUAUAAAAUAUUUAAAAAAAAACUGCCCUGGAACGGUUUUGGUACCGCCUCUAUGAUCUUAUAAAUCAAGACUGCUUUGUCUCUCUAAAUAAUGUAAUCUAAUGUAUUUAGUAAUGAUAAAUCAGUGUUACACUAUUGUUUAUUGUUUAUGCGAGACUUAAACUCUCUCCGAGUUAUUAAUUAAUCUUAAGGGCAGGGGGGUUCAAAUAGCCACAUCGAAGCAAUUCAUCUAAAAAAGCAACAUUGCUAUUUGAUAUUUUCGCAUAUAAAAGUAAGUGCGCAAUGCAAUCAAAUGUCAAAUAGCAAUAUUGCUUUCUUAGAUGAAUUGCUUCGAUGUGGCCAUUUUAACCCCCCUGUUUUCACUAACACAGUUGGGUCGACUAUUUUAGACGGUGAUACGGCUCACCACCUAUCACGUUGGUCUAAUAGAAAGCUCGGUGAGGUGUGGAUACUUAGUUCAUCUUGCGAUGGAUGUACCUCUGACUUCCCCAAUUGGGAUAUAGUCGCGAGCUUAUGAUAUACAAAAUUAUUAUAUGAAUAUGAAUAUUCGUAUUAAGUUCAACAUAAACAAUUUAAUAAUAUUAACUAGGUACUAAAUAUUCUUGAAUAGAUUUAAUUAUCUAUCUCCAGUAAUUAUAAAUACUACAAUAAUUAUUGUAACUAGGUAGUCCAUAAUUCUUUAAAAUAAUUGAAUUACAAAAUAAUUAUAGGUAAUUAUAUUACUUAAACAUUUUAUGCACACUGCAAUUGAAAGCCAAAGAGAUAUUCAGCGUGUAUAAAAUAAAUAAAAUAAAUAAUGUAACAAAUUCUUGUAAAUAAAUAAUAAUUAAAAUAAAUUUAACAAUGUAAAUAAAUGUACCGAAAUACAACGAAAUUACACAACGUACACACACACAUAGACUUUAAUACAUAAUUAUUUUUAUAUUCUCGUCAUUAUAU